AUGGAAGUCCAAAGGAGGAGCCAGCAGGGUAAACAAAAGAAGGGGCGUCUUUGCAGUAGCCUCUUGCCUGAGAGACACCCAGCCUCUGGGACGCUGAUCUCCACAGCAGACGUGAACCCGGAGCCUUACAGGAGGUUCUCUGGUGCAGGAAUGGGGAGAGCCAGCCUCUGCCGGCAAGGAGCCCAGAGGGGCCGCCCCCACUCUCGGCGUCGCCACCGCACUACCUUCAGCCCAGCCCAGCUGGAACAGCUGGAAGCAGCCUUUGGGAGGAACCAGUAUCCUGACAUCUGGGCCCGAGAGGGUCUCGCUAGAGACACAGGGCUCAGUGAGGCCAGAAUCCAGGUCUGGUUCCAGAACCGCAGAGCUAAGCAACGGAAGCAAGAGCGGUCCCUGCUCCAGCCACUGGCCCAUCGUCUGUCUCCGGCCACCCUCUCUGGUUUCUUUCCAGAGUCCCCCGCCUACCCCUACCCCUACGCAACACCACCUGCCGCCGUGGCUUGCUUCCCGCACACCUACAGCCAACCCCUCCCCUCCCAGCCCUCCACAGGUAGCUCAUUUGCUCUACCCCAUCAGCCAGAGGACUGGUACUCCACCUUGCACCCACCCCCCGCUGGUCAUCUGCCCUGUCCCCCACCCCCACCCAUGCUUCCCCUCAGCCUUGAGCCACCAAAGUCCUGGAACUAA
Molecule: messenger RNA, 684 nt
Organism: Jaculus jaculus (lesser Egyptian jerboa)
Lineage: Eukaryota; Metazoa; Chordata; Mammalia; Rodentia; Dipodidae
Gene: Prop1
Product: PROP paired-like homeobox 1
Exons: 3
Coding region: 1-684 (227 amino acids)
Biological process (GO): pituitary gland development; regulation of transcription by RNA polymerase II
Cellular component (GO): transcription regulator complex
Molecular function (GO): DNA-binding transcription factor activity, RNA polymerase II-specific; RNA polymerase II cis-regulatory region sequence-specific DNA binding
Source: RefSeq, a predicted model, not a curated record